AAAAAAAAAAAAAAAAAAAAAAAAGACAGGACAGUCUUGCAUCGCUUCACAGCUCAUUUACUAAAGCCAUCGAAUUGCAUCACCCGCCUAUUAUUUGUUAUAUUCUACCGUCUAAAAAAGAGUGCUUAGAACAUUGAUUUAAUUUUACAAGGCUCGCUCAAUGACUAUUCUACCGCUCAACUCCACGCCUGGAAGGAACACACCAACACAACAGAAUGCAUCCUAUUUUCCUACACAAGGAGGGCCAACGAUUGGCAUACCAAGUGCAUACGAUGCUUACGGUGGAAGGAAAGCAGAUGCAGGAAGUGGAUAUGGAUUUGGUGGCAUGAGUAGCGCUAGCAACAGUUCCAGCAGCGGAAGAAUUCACCACGGAGGACGACCCCAUGGAUCUGGAGGUAUUUCAGGUUUUGUACCUUUGUUCCUAAGGAGAUUGUUUCGUUUUCCACAUAUGGAUUUUCAGUUUGCAUUAUGGCAAAUGGUUUAUCUCUGUAUAUCACCAAGGAUAGUAUAUCGCAAUAUUCAUUAUCACAAACAAACUAAGAAUCAAUGGGCACGGGAUGAUCCAGCAUUCAUGGUGAUUCUUUCAGGGAUAUUGGGAUGCUCCGCUAUCGCAUGGGGUUUAGUUUAUGGACACGGAAUGAUGGGUAUCCUUCGCAUGAUGCUUUAUAUGGUCUUUGUAGAUUUCGUGGUCAUCGGACUUAUUGUUGCAACGAUUUGCUGGACAAUCGCCAACCGCUUCCUCACACGAGUAAGCGUUUACUCAACUGACCAAACGGUUGAAUGGCAAUAUGCCUUCGAUAUUCAUUGCAAUGCGUUCAUGCCUGUGAUUGCACUCUUGUACAUCAUCCAAAUGGUGUUCAUGAAAGUUCUGCUCAAGGAUUUCUGGAUAUGUAGUUUACUUGGCAAUACUCUUUAUCUGACCGCGAUUGUUUACUACUGCUAUAUUACAUUCUUGGGCUAUAAUGCUCUUCCAUUUGUUAGGCACCCGGAGAUGUUCUUAUACCCCAUUACGAUCUUUGUUAUCUUUUAUGUUAUAGUAUUGAUCCUUGGCGUCAAUAUCAGCGCCAAAGUUUUGACAUUAUACUUUGGAUAGCUAUCGAGAGGGGGGGGG
Molecule: messenger RNA, 1111 nt
Organism: Lobosporangium transversale
Lineage: Eukaryota; Fungi; Mortierellomycota; Mortierellomycetes; Mortierellales; Mortierellaceae
Product: UNC-50 family-domain-containing protein
Exons: 7
Coding region: 161-1093 (310 amino acids)
Cellular component (GO): Golgi membrane
Source: RefSeq, a predicted model, not a curated record